UCAAAGAGGAGAGAAGGACUCUGCGCCCCACACUCUCGCUACUGGUACCUACCUGUCCAUUCUUCCUAUUCCAUCGCUCAGACCCCAUCAGCAACAUGUCUUGUCGUUCAUAUCGUAUCAGUUCAGGAUGUGGCAUUACAAGGAACUUCAGCUCCUGCUCAGCUGUUGCCCCCAAGACUGGCAACCGCUGUUGCAUCAGUGCCGCCCCAUAUCGUGGGGUGUCCUGCUACAGGGGUCUCACUGGCUUUGGCAGCCGCAGCCUAUGUAAUGUGGGGUCCUGUGGCCCCCGAAUCUCCGUGGGAGGCUACCGUUCUUUGGGCUGCAGCCGGAGCUUUGGCUACCGCUCUGGGGGUGUGUGUGGGCCCAGCCCCCCCUGCAUCACCACUGUGUCUGUCAAUGAGAGCCUCCUGACCCCCCUCAACCUGGAGAUCGACCCCAAUGCCCAGUGUGUGAAGCAUGAGGAGAAGGAGCAGAUCAAGUGCCUCAACAGCAAGUUUGCUGCCUUCAUCGACAAGGUUCGGUUCCUGGAGCAGCAGAACAAGCUUCUGGAGACCAAAUGGAACUUCUACCAGAAUCAGAGAUGCUGCCAGAGCAACAUGGAGCCCCUGUUCAAUGGUUACAUUGAGACCCUGAAGCGGGAGCUGGAGUGUGUGGAGGCUGACAGUGGGCGUCUGUCCUCUGAGCUCAAUCACAUUCAGGAGGUGUUGGAAGGCUACAAGAAGAAGUACGAAGAGGAAGUGGCCCUCAGGGCCACCGCCGAGAAUGAAUUUGUGGUGCUAAAGAAGGAUGUGGACUGUGCCUACUUGAGGAAGUCUGACCUGGAGGCCAAUGCAGAAGCCCUCACAGAGGAGAUAAACUUCUUGAGAGCCCUGUAUGAGGAGGAGAUCCGGCUCCUCCAGUCACAAAUCUCCGACACUUCAGUCAUUGUCAAGAUGGACAAUAGCCGCGACCUGAACAUGGACUGCAUAGUGGCCGAGAUCAAGGCUCAGUAUGAUGACAUCGCCAGCCGCAGCCGGGCUGAGGCCGAAUCCUGGUACCGUACCAAGUGUGAGGAAAUGAAAGCCACAGUGAUCCGCCAUGGAGAGAGCCUUAGAAGGACCAAGGAGGAGAUGAAUGAACUGAAUCGCAUUAUCCAGAGACUGACAGCCGAGAUUGAGAAUGCCAAGUGUCAGCGCUGUAAACUGGAGGCUGCAGUGGCAGAGGCUGAACAGCAGGGUGAGGCUGCCCUCAAUGAUGCCAAGUGCAAGUUGGCUGAGCUGGAGGGCGCCCUGCAGAAGGCCAAGCAGGACAUGGCUUGUCUGCUGAAGGAGUACCAGGAGGUCAUGAACUCCAAGCUGGGGCUGGACAUCGAGAUCGCCACCUACAAGAGGCUGCUGGAGGGAGAAGAGCACAGGCUAUGUGAAGGUGUGGGCUCUGUGAAUGUCUGUGUCAGCAGUUCCCGGGGUGGGGUGACCUGUGGGGGUCUCACCUGUAGUACCACCCCAGGACUCCAGAUUGCCUCAGGCCCUUCUGCCACUGGGGGUAGCUACACAGUGAUGGCCCCUGAUUCCUGUGGCCCCUGCCAGCCCCGAUCUCUGGGCUUCAGCUGUGGGAGCAGUCGAUCGGUCCGCUUUGCAUAGAGAGCUGGGAUCUCAUGCCAGAACACACUCCUGCCCUCCCAACUUCCUGCCGCAGAACUGACGAUGAAUGGAAUGUCUGUGUGGUUGCUUCCUUGAGACCGAAUUCCUGAAGACUAAGCCUUGCCCUCCCUCCUCCAAAUCAUCCUCCGUGAUAGCUGCCUUUCCACCCCACUCCCUGGCUCCCAUUUUAGGGAGCUAAUUGCCAGGGCUCUGUUAAACUUCCAUUUAAGGGCUCGUUUCUAACUCCCUUCGCUAUUUAGUUAAAUCCCACUCAUCAUCAUGCUGUCAUCUCUGUAUUACUCAUCUCACUUCUACUGUCACUCUCUAGGAUAACACCAAUAAUCCCCUAAUGGCAGGGCAGCCUGGGAAAUUUACCCAUCCCUCUGGGCAGAGCCAAGAAUAGGACUUCUCUAGCCUGGAAACCCAACAGAAAAUAGAAACCCAAUCCCCAACGCCUGCUUUCUCCUGGCCAGAGAUGGAGGGUGUCAGCUGUCCAGGGGUAUCUCUUUCAGGAAGCAACUGAUUUUUUGUGUGGUUUUGUCUCUGAUUAUCUUCCUUCUUCUGCGUUAACCUGUUCUGGCUCACCUCCUGAUGUGGUUUUGCAGUUGAGAGGCUGGUUAUAGCAAAGAACUCCUCCUACCUGUAACCCUUUGAGGGAAGAGGAUUGCACAGAAGUCGUACACCUUUAAACAUUUCAAAGAAAACGGAAUGGAAAGAGGGAUUGCUUCAGAUCUCCUCCCACUGUGCACAAAAGGUGUUUUACUAAUGGAACCAACUAGGGUGGAGAAGAAGGUUAGGCCACUUCUUGUGUAUCCCUCUUUGUUGUAAAUGUCUGUGGGUGCCUUGCCUUCUGGUUGUCUCAUUCUGUAUUUCAAUAAACUGUUGCAGCGUC
Molecule: messenger RNA, 2511 nt
Organism: Monodelphis domestica (gray short-tailed opossum)
Lineage: Eukaryota; Metazoa; Chordata; Mammalia; Didelphimorphia; Didelphidae
Product: keratin, type II cuticular Hb5
Biological process (GO): intermediate filament organization; keratinization
Cellular component (GO): keratin filament
Molecular function (GO): structural constituent of skin epidermis
Source: RefSeq, a predicted model, not a curated record